CGGUCGAUAGGUCCCCUGAACAUUGCUUGUGGCCCGGGAACCGACGCAGCAUGGUGCCCGACUUCAGCGCUUGGAUGAGUGUCGCCCCUUCUUGCAUGUCAGAUGCAGAUUGGGAGGUGGCCGCUGAAACAUCAGAGGCUGUGCUUUCUCAUCGCUCCUGCCUCUGGGGUGGUCGCUUGAUCAAGAUGGAAGUGCCGAGCCUCUUCAUUGAGGACGCUCCUGGGGAUUCCAAGAACCUGUUUGUUCGACCUGAGGUCUUCGGCAACUUGUCGCCGGGCCCGUUGGAGACGGGGCUGCGACACCUGGCCACCUUUGCACCGGGGGAUGCGCUGUUGGAUCGCAGCAACUCUAUGUGGAUGCUGCGGGUGGCUGCUGCGCCCCGUUUUUUCAAGCGGCCGUUCGAAAGCGGGAUGAUGGGCUUGCGGCAAACAUAG
Cladocopium goreaui is the source of this 434-nucleotide messenger RNA. The record is from the annotation of a GenBank genome assembly. Lineage: Eukaryota; Dinophyceae; Suessiales; Symbiodiniaceae.